Messenger RNA from Venturia canescens, 1400 nucleotides. RefSeq lists its product as uncharacterized. The record is from RefSeq and is a predicted model, not a curated record. Lineage: Eukaryota; Metazoa; Arthropoda; Insecta; Hymenoptera; Ichneumonidae. The transcript has 4 exons. The coding region runs from base 52 to 750 and encodes 232 amino acids.
UGGCAGCGGACAUAGUGUAACAUUGACCGCACGUUCGUUACAUCGAGGGCGAUGCUUGCCAAUCGACGCAAAAUGCCUACGAUUGCCAUCGUAACGUGCCUGCUAUUCGAGUCAGUUGUUGCCGAUUUCAUGGAUCCAGGUGGAUCCCACAGCUGGUCGGGAUUAGCAAGCUCGUACGGAUCCGGAGGAUACCAAAAUUUUGGUGGACACGCCGACAAUCUAAUGCAAGAAUCUUUCAGCCAUAGCGAUCAUUACCAAUCAGAGCACCAGGAAUCAAGCAAUUAUGGUUUAUUCGACUCUCACCAUGGGGGCUUCGGUCAUGGGGGUUUCGGUCAUGGUGGUGGGUGGGAGCAGCAUCAGCAUGCCCAUGCUUACCCGAUCAGCCAACAUGUCGAAGUCACAAAGCCUGUUGCGAUACCGGUCUACAAAAACAUCGGUGUUCCAGUCGCUCAGCCAGUAGCGAUAAAAGUGCCGCACCCAGUAGCGGUUGGUGUCGCCCAGCCAUAUCCGGUCCACGUGCCAGUCGCACAUCCGGUUGCCAUCCCAGUGGUAAAAACGGUUGCGGUAGCGGUCGUGAAGAAGGUGCCUUAUCCGGUUGAGAAAAUAAUUCCUGUUCCGGUGGAGAAGCCGGUGCCGAUAACCAUUGAGAAGCACAUUCCUGUUCCGGUUGAAAAGCCAUACCCUAUUCACAUACCAAUUUACAAGCACGUUUUUCAUCGCCCUAAGCCGAGUCAUGGUUGGGGUCGAUAGGGAGGGCAUUGAUCGGGGGUUGAGUGAAAAUCAAUCAAAAAUGAGUCAAAUAUUUUUGUUUAUUUUUCUAGAAGACUUGCGAUCAAUUUGUGGAGUCUUUUAUGACGAAUUAUUCGAAAAUAUUGGUAGAAUAAGUGGAUAUAUUUUAAGCAGUUUUGGGGGGGGGGGGGGGGGGAAGGAGGAGGAAAAACUGGAAAAAUGACAAAGAAAUUAAUUUUUUCGACAUUUAUUUGUGUGGAAAGUGUCGAUUACUGAUGAACUCGAAUUCCAAAAUGAACGAGGCGUCGCAGAGUUGGGAAAUGUUUUUAAAAUCUUCCACAAAACUCAUUCCAAGCUCCUUCUUAAGGGCUUGAUAUUUUUUAGCAAACGAGCGAUUAACGGCACAAGGGAAACGUCGAAAUGGGAAAUUAAUGAUAAAACGUAAUGCCCUUAGAAUCAAAAUGGACGUUGCCAAAGGACUUGAAAUCAAGCUGACGAAAACGACCGUGGUUUUAGAAUAGAAUUUGUACAUUUUUUAGUUUUUUUAUUAGUUGAAAUACUUUAAGUCGUUGAAUAAUGAGUAACAGAAAAAUCUUGUUCUGCCAACAUGUAAAUAUGUGUGAAAACAGAAACGUGACAUAUUUGUAAAAAAAUAAACAAUGUUAACAUUA